This is a messenger RNA of Aphidius gifuensis, 1656 nucleotides long. RefSeq names its product programmed cell death protein 2-like (gene trus). Lineage: Eukaryota; Metazoa; Arthropoda; Insecta; Hymenoptera; Braconidae. The record is from RefSeq and is a predicted model, not a curated record. The transcript has 3 exons. Gene Ontology annotation, cellular component: cytoplasm. Bases 297 to 1634 code for a protein of 445 amino acids.
GUACAUAUGUAAGCACAUGUAAGCUCUAUUUUUUUAUUAUUGAACCCAGGUAACAACUAUCAGGUUUGAAGUUUGAACAGGUUCAAUUUAUUUACUGAUGAAAAAAAAAUAAAGUUUUACAAAUUGUAUAAAAUUAUAAGAACAAUCAGUUGAUAUUACAUUAUUGGAGUUGAAUAAUUAUUAAAUUGAAUCAUUUAAAUAAACGUGAUCAAUAAAAGCACACACAUUCAAGUCAUCUGACGUAUUUGAUUAAUUAUUUAUGUAUCCAGCUGAUAAUUACAACAAUAAAAUUAUAAAUGGCUUGUAAAUCUAAAUCCAAAGUUUAUCUUGGCUAUGAAGAUGGUUUUGUUACUGACAAAUAUCGUUCAUCAGUUACAUUUAAAACAAAUAAAAUUGGUGGAAAACCAAAUUUAUCCAGUAAAAAUGUUUCUCUUCCAUCACCAAUCUGUAAACUCUGUGGUUUACAUCAAUUACUAGCUGUCCAAAUAUAUGCUCCACUUGAUAAUUCAAUGUAUCACAGAAAUCUUUAUGUAUUUGCUUGUAUCAAUCCAAGUUGUUGGAAUCAACAUGAGAGUUGGACCUGUUUAAGAGUACAAUCAUUGGAAGAUAAAUUAAUUAAUAAAACUGGCACAAUAUCACCAAGUUUUACAACAUCAUUAUCAUCAGCAACAACAUGGCUAUCAUCAGCUGAUGAUUGGGAUAUUGAUGAAAAUACAUCAGAUGACAAUACCAGCAACAACAUCAACACCAACAACAACACCAAUAAUAAUAAUAAUAAUAAUAUCAAUAAUGAAACAAUAAAUUUAGAUACAAAAUCAUGUGAUAAUAAUAAUAUUGCUGAGGAUGAAUUAACUGAUGAUUUAACAAACAUGUGUUUCAAUGAUGAUUCAAAUACAAAUAGUGUAACAAGUAUAGAAUCACCAGUUUGUGAUGGACCUGUUAAAUGUAUUAAGUCACUUGAAGCAUCAGCUGAAAUUGAAUAUGAAGAGAGUGAAACUGUUUUUAUUGAUACACCAACACAACCACAAUGUAAUUUAAUUGAUCUUAUGCAACAAGUUAGUACAAAUGUAUUUAAACAUCAUGGGAGUAAAUCACACACUGAUCUUACAUUCAAUGAAAUAUUUAUGAUUGUUGAUGAAGAACAAGUAGAAGAAGAAGAAGAAUUGUCAAAUAAUAUAUCACAACAUGUUCAUGAUUUAAUUCGUAAAUAUCAACAUGUUGAUCAAGAGCUAAAUAUGAAAUCAUCUUCACAAUCUUCCAUGGGAUUUGAAAUUAAACAUUCAGAAAAAUAUGAAAAAAGUAUACCAAAGCAUGGUGAUGAAAUGUUUCAUAAUUUUGUUGAACGUAUUAAAAUGAAUCCUGGACAAUUACUGAGAUACUGUCGAGAUGAUUCAGCUCCUCUACUGUUGAGUCAACUUCCCAUGCCAAUUGGAUCAUGUAAAUAUUGUGGUCAUGAUAGAAUAUUUGAACUUCAAAUACUUCCAACAAUUAUUCCAAAAUUAAAAUUAAAAAAUCAUAAUGAUUUUCAAUUAGAAUUUGGCACUGUUCUUAUAUUGACAUGUUCAAAAAGUUGUUGGUCACUUGGUGAUAAAUACAAAGAAGAAUUAGUAUUUCUUCAAGCUGAAAAAUUAUAAAAAAUAUAUCAUCAAUGUUGUC